This is a messenger RNA of Danio aesculapii, 4501 nucleotides long. It is a transcript of the gene nfil3-2, whose product is annotated as nuclear factor, interleukin 3 regulated, member 2. The record is from RefSeq and is a predicted model, not a curated record. Bases 872 to 2506 code for a protein of 544 amino acids. Gene Ontology annotation, molecular function: DNA binding; DNA-binding transcription factor activity. NCBI's taxonomy places the organism in Eukaryota, Metazoa, Chordata, Actinopteri, Cypriniformes, Danionidae. The transcript has 2 exons. Gene Ontology annotation, cellular component: nucleus. Gene Ontology annotation, biological process: regulation of DNA-templated transcription; circadian rhythm.
AUGCAACCGCUGACCUACUAACAUACAUUUCUAAACAGAAGCAGCUAGCGGCAGGAUACUGGAGCGACUCGCCAGAACAACACAAGGAACCGGGGCAAAAACACGCGCGCGCUGCGGAACCCACGCGUACUGAUCACAGCAUUUAGUGUUGCGCGGAUCACUUCACAUUUUAGUCACAAAUACAAUAAGAGACUCAAAUUAAAUAAGCGGGAAAAAUAUUUUGGAUACGAACACAAAAGAUACAAAGGCCUUUCAUCGAACAGCCAGCUGGAGGCUUUGAGAGCAGCAGCACCCCUCCCCAAGAGGUUGACAAGCUGGGGCAGACCGAGUGACCUAUAUCUUCCAACACGCCCAAGGCACUGGGACACAUCUCUGUCGGCUUGAUAGAGAGGUUACAUAAAGGAAUAAAAGUGAAGACAAAGAAAAAGGGUCAAAAUCCUUUAAGCAAAUCUGGUGAUCAUCUCUGUACUUGAGGACUUUGUCGCACCCCUUUUGUUUCAAAGACUGACCUAUAUUGUGCGCAAAACAAAGAGAAGAUUUUACUUGAGGGAUUCCUUGGAUCUGUUAAAUGCAGGGGAUUCAUAUAGAGGUACACCUAUUCUUGCUUUUCUUAGCUAACUUGGACACUUGAUCAUCUAAAGAUACUUGCUUGAAAUUCACAUCAACAAAAUCAAUGAGGUUCAGCUUUCCAGAAGCUAAAAUACCUCAUCAAGUCUUUGCUGAUCCAGCUACUUAGUUGAAGAUAUUCCAGUCUACAGUACAUCAGGAUAUCUUGCAGAUCUUUCUUCCCUUCACCUCAUCCCUGUUUCUACAUUCAAUUGCAUUUCCAAUGGUGAAGCCGGAAUCUCAAACUGGUUCCCAUUGAAGCAAAAUGGAAAGUUUGAACUUACAAAUUUCAACAAAUUCCAGUGAAACCCUAGAGAACACAGAAAGCUUUUCAGACUACAGUGAUCUUCAUUCGCCUCAAGACAUCCCUCGCCAGAGCCGCCUUUCUAAACCAAAGCCAAACAACAUGAGUUGUCGACGCAAGCGUGAGUUCAUCUCAGAUGAGAAAAAGGAUGCAUCCUACUGGGAAAAGCGCCGCAAGAACAAUGAGGCAGCCAAGCGCUCUCGGGAGAAACGCCGCUUUAAUGACAUGAUCCUAGAGAACAGAGUUCUUGCACUGAAUGAUGAGAAUGUACGCCUGAAAACUGAACUUUUACAGCUUAAACUCAGGUUUGGGCUGAUAAGUACAGCCUCCUAUAUGGAAAAGAGUCAGCAGAUUGGUAGUGCUGUUAAUAGAUCUUCUGGCAGCAGCUCCUCAUCUUCCUCUACCACCAGUCACUUCUACACCAGUGGUUACUCCAGUGUUUCUCAAAUGAUGAUGAACUCAGAUUCCUCUGAAGCCGAGCAGUCUAGUCGAGGGGAUGGCAAUGUGAAAAUGGCGAAGUACUCUCCAAGAGGUUCCCUCUCCGAUAUGUCUGAUGGCUCCUCUCGGGAUAGCCCAGAGCCUCUGCCGUAUGACAUCAAGCAGGAAGGGAUGGGUCUAGAGAUGGACAUUGUCAGUAACACAACAUCACAGAUGAUGUUCAACAUUCAUUCAAGACUGCCUGCUGUACUUCACCAGCGCACCAUUGAACCAGGUUAUUCAACCAAUCAACAGAAGCAACUCCACCAGGAGACUGCUGCAAGUCCAGUCAUGCCGCAAUCUGCUCAAAGAAGUGUCAUCUCAUACCGUUCUAGCAUUGCCUCAUAUCCUGUGGAAAGUCAGGACAUUAUUCCACAAGAACAGCAGAACUUUACUCAGGCUACAGAGGAACAGAGCAGAAGUCUGGUUUCCAAACAGCUAGAGAGAAGACCGUUUGACUCUCCAUCUUAUGACUGCCCAGAUGAUGAGGCAGCCGAAAGGCAGGCUUACAUUAUUCAGCGACAAACUUCCAGGAUCAAUGCUGCUGCUCCAGAUCUUCAAAUAAGACCAGUGGAGGCAGAUGAAACACAGGUGCAUCACUGUCCAAACAGCACUAUGGAGAACGACGAGCCUCCAGUGCUGACCUAUGAAGGAGGUUUGAGUCAAGAAGAGUAUUUUGAGGCUCACUCAGGAAAGGACUUCUCUUCAAGUGAUGGGGAUCCCAGGAGCUCUGAUAAAGAGGGCUCCACUGAUGACGAGUCUCCCUCAUCUUCUUGCUCAGACACAGGCAGCUAUCACCCACACAUAUUCAUGACCCAGAACUCCUUUUCUCCCAGCCAGAGCAAAGACGGUCAAGCAGAAGUCAAAGGCACUGCCCUACCGCACAAACUGAGACUCAAGCAUAGGGCUCAAAGUGACGGCAGAGCAUCAUCUCAAGACUCACCCACAACGCCACCUGCUAAUUUCCAGCCAUUACCUCAGCACCCUUACCUGGCCUUGUCACAACCUGGAGGCCAAUCGAGUGUGGGGUUUUCCAAGAAAGACAGCUCUGUUGAAAGCAUUGAAUGUGGGAGGAAGGAAUCCAGUAUGCAUAACAGUCGCAACAAGAGACAUGACUGAACUUAAGCAUUGAAAUUAAGCCCUCUGAGACUUUUUAGAUGAAGUCACAUCAUGAUCCUCUACCUCUCACCCAUUCCCUGUUCAGGGAAAAGAGGAGUGGACAUCUUCAAUCUAAUGCAUUGUACCAUAAUGUAUAGACUCACCUUUUUGUUGGUUUGCUUUUGUUUAACCUUUAAGCGAGGUUCUAGCAGCACUUUUAUAACAAAGACAUUAAUGAUGUUAUUGAUCGCACUUACCCAUAUUUUGAGUACUGCAGCCAGAUGUCAACAUAAUGCUGGGUUCACACCAAACAUGAAAGUGCAUCAGUAAAUUACACAAAAAGUCAAUGCAAAUGCAUAAAUAGAGGCAAAUUAUUGCCAGGAAUGUGCGGAAUUGUGAAUAAUUUACAUGAGGGGAAAAACAUCCUGUGAGUAAACUAGUGCUAGUGACGCAGUGCUCCGUCUUUGGUGUGAACUCAGAAUAAGUAUAAAUUCAAUUCAAUAGCAAUAUCCACCAUCUGUGAGGCAUUGUAAUGGUUUCCUAUUGUAAAUGGACGAUUUCAAGUGCCGCUUUCUUUUUUUAUGGCCUCAACUUAAAUUUGCAGAUGGCUGUGCACCAUUUUUAAACAUACCAAACGCCAGAUGAUUCAGGGAAUGUUCCCUUGACCAAAGAAACAUGGCUUUACGUUCAUACCUCUGUCUUUUCCCUACCUCCGUUUGCUACUUUCUAACUAGUGCUCCCCAUCUCCUAUCCCAGACUUAGCAGCCUAGCUACUACUCCUUGAUCAGGCACUUGCUUUGUACAUAAAAUGUGAUAUAAAUGUUAUAUAUAAAUAUAUUUUAAGAAGAAAACAAAAACAUGACAUGGAAAAAAAAUUAGCAGUUCAGCGACUAAUGAAUUAAAAAAAAUACUGUACAAUAUGAGUGUUUGCGGUUUGAGAUGUCACUUAAUAUAAACUCCUUUUUUUACUUUACCAGUUUGCAAUUCAAUAUAUUUUUUAGGAAAAAUUACAAAAUGCCCCAAAGCCUUUACAGAUACAUUAGCAGGUUGAUGUAAGCUUCAUGUUAUAGAUACUAAGGUGUGUUUUCACUGCAUUUAUACGUCGUUGAAAAUGUCUAGUCUUGAAACACUACUUGGCGUUAAGAGUAAAAUGUCUUUCCAGGCAACUUUGUCAAAGUAUCCUAAAAAUACACAUUUAGCUUCCCUAUUAUGUGACCUCCCUAUUUAUUCUUUGAUUGAUGUAAUAAAGAGAGCUUAAUUCAAAACCAUUUAACUUCCUUUCUGGUUAUGAACAUGAAAGGAAUGUUUUGCCCUUAUUAUUAUGAAAGAGUUAACAGGAAAGCUCCACUCUGCUUACAUCAGUAUAAAUGCAUGAUUACUACUAGCAUAGUGACUUUGACCAUUUGCCCUUGAGGCCCCAGUUAAGCGAUUCAGCUUGCUGAUGAUGCAGUUUUGUCACUCUUUAACUGUUUGGAGUCUGUGCUAAUCAUUCAUCGCCCUAUAUAAUGUUUCCUUGCUAAAAUUAUAGUUUGUUUUUUGUUACUUUAAGAAGAUUGCUCGUAAAAAAGAAUCUUCAGGUCUAGCUCGAACCCCUCUUUUCAAAUCAAGUCUACAUGUCAAUUUAACUUAUGGCACUUGUGUAUAAAUGUAAAAUAUUUUUACUCACAACACUGUAUUGUACUUUUUUUAAUUAACUGUUUUUGGGGGCCAAGUGUUGUUCAUUUUAUCACUUCCUGUUUACUGUGAUUUUGUAACUGCUCACCACAAUGUCAACACUUUCGUCCUUUCAGUGUUUCAAACUGAGUGAUGUUUGAUGUUUUUAUUUUCUUACGGUUUUAUCAAGAAUAAAAAAAAAGAAAGCAAGGUUUGUUUGGUGUUUAGUAGACUGUGGCACUGCUGUUCUGUUGCUCCGUUUUGAAAUCGAUGCAUAUUGUAAAAACACUAAUGUUCAGUGCUAGGGUUGGGUGCAUUUCAAAAAUUCUACAAAAAAAAAUAAAAAAGUUGUUGCAUUAUUUA